Molecule: messenger RNA, 1572 nt
Organism: Bacillus rossius redtenbacheri
Lineage: Eukaryota; Metazoa; Arthropoda; Insecta; Phasmatodea; Bacillidae
Product: sensory neuron membrane protein 1-like
Exons: 9
Coding region: 1-1572 (523 amino acids)
Cellular component (GO): membrane; cytoplasm
Molecular function (GO): scavenger receptor activity
Source: RefSeq, a predicted model, not a curated record
AUGGCGAACGUACCUAAAAGAAUUGGUUUCGGAGGAGCUGUGCUGUUUGCUGUCGGCGCGAUUCUGUGCUGGUUUGGUUUCCCAGCCCUUAUCAACAGCCAACUUGCAAAAAGUUUGAACUUGAACAAAGACUCAGAAACAAGAAAGAUGUGGGUGAAAUUUCCCGAUCCGAUAGACUUCAAAGUCUACAUGUUCAAUGUUACAAAUCCUCAGAGUGUUCAGCAGGGCGCCACACCAGUUGUCAGAGAAAUAGGACCAUUUUUCUACGACGAGUACAAGGAGAAGACUGCGCUCAAGGACCGCGAGAAAGACGACACGGUGGAGUACAACCCCAAGGUCACGUGGUUCUUCAACAGCGAGAAGUCCGCCCCGCUGACGGGCGACGAGAUGGUCACCGUGCCCUACAUCCCCAUUCUGGCAGCCGUGCUCGUACUGGAGAAGCAGAAGCCAGGGAUGCUGCCCCUCUUCAACAAGGCCAUCAGGUCACUCUACAGGAACCCCGACACCUUGUUCCUCACCGCCCCCGCCAGGAACAUCCUGUUCGAAGGGGUCGUCAUCAACUGCACGGUCGCCGACUUCGCCGCCAAGGCCGUCUGCACGGCCAUGAAGCAGGACUCCGGGGGUCUGGAGCGGGUCGGCGAGGACAUCUUCAAGUUCUCCUUCUUCGGCCUGAAGAACGGCAGCGUGGACCCGGCCUGGUUCCGCGUGGACCGCGGCGUGCGGAACGUGUCGCGGCUGGGAGCCAUGGUGGAGCUGAACGGCAAGCGCCGGCUGGACACGUGGUCGGGAGAGCCGUGCAACUCGCUGGACGGCACCGACUCCACCAUCUUCCCGCCCUUCAUGACGCCCGACAGGACGGUCGCCUUCUCGCACGACCUCUGCAGGUCCGUCGUCGCGGUGUACGAAGGCCGCUCCGAGUACAAGGACGUGCGCGGCUAUCGCUACACGGCGUCCUUGGGAGACAUGAGCACGGAUCCCGACCUGAAGUGCUUCUGUCCCACGCCGGACUCGUGCCUCAAGAGAGGAGCCUUCGACCUGACGCCUUGCACGGGAGCCCCGGUCGUGCUGACGCUGCCGCACAUGUACGACACCCACGAGGAGUACCGGAAUACGAUAAUCGGCCAGACGCCGAGCCAGGAGAAGCACGAGAUCUACCUCGAGGUCGAGCCCGUGAGUGAGGCGGGGUUGCCGCAUCGCCGCACCACCAUGUUCUUACACAGCACCAGCAGGAAGCCGCUCAGCACGGACGCCAUGUCCCCUGGGCGCCAAUUUACCUUGCACCGGCCCUGCACUCUUGUCCGGCAGGGGAUCGACCUGGACGACAAGUACCUGGACGUGCUCAAGAACACGCUGUUCCGCAUGAUGAAGGCGAUGACCGGCGUGUCGGGCGCCGUCAUGGGGCUGGGCGCCGCCCUGGGCGCCGGCGGCGUCCUCUUGCACUUCAAGAGGAGGUCGGGAGACGUCGUGACGCCGACGCCGCCGCCCAAGAACGGGCCGACGAUGGUGUCCUCCGUCAACCUGCCGGCGGCGACGGACGGCGGCGCGGGGAGCCGCCAGCAGUUCUACCCUUAG